CGCCGCCAGCAACGAUGACUGCAUGUAUUUCAUUCUGCACGAACGACCCGUGACUUAAAUUAUAAUACGAGUCAAAAAACGCGAUCGAUACACGUUGACUCAGCGAAAAUUAGCAGUAUUUCCGCGGGCAAAACAUUUUUUUUAAAACUGGCGCGUCAUACGGCGUACCGUAAUUUGAAAAUAACAUAAAAAGUCGUAAAGAUAUCGACGAAAUCCCGUUUCACCGGUAUCAACAAUGUAGUCAUAGUGAUGUGAAUGUUGACAAUUGACAUUAACAACUUAAUAAUAAUUGUAUCAAAUGUUGAAAUUAUAUAUUUUACAAAAAGUGUUAAAAGUUUAGCCGUAGUAGAUGUUAUAGAAAUUGUUAUAUAUACGACAAUAAUUUACUCGAUAGUUAGAUAGUAGACGUCAUUAAAAAUGGGGAAUGGAAUGAAUAAGGUGCUUCCCGGGCUUUAUGUGGGUAAUUACAGAGACUCAAAGGAUCCAGUACAAUUAGAUAAAUAUAAAAUAACGCACAUUUUGUCUAUUCACGACGCUGCGAGAAGAAUACAUUCGGACAAGCAUUAUUUAUGUAUAAUGGCAUCAGAUUCACCGGAUCAGAAUCUAACCCAAUACUUCAGUUUGUGCAACGAUUUCAUUCACGCGGCGAGACUUCGAGACGGAAACGUUUUAAUUCAUUGCUUAGCGGGAAUGUCGCGGAGCGUGACCGUGGCGGUAGCGUACAUAAUGUCAGUGACACCUCUCUCCUGGCGUGAAGCCCUCAAGGUGGUGCGAGCUGGCCGCGCUGUGGCGAACCCUAAUCUUGGCUUUCUUAGACAGCUACAGGACUUUGAGACUUAUAAACUUGUUGAAGAGAGAAGACGUUUAAAAGAACGAUACCCGUCCCUAGCGCUUGCUGACAGUGACAUAGCGGAGUGUCGUGUCAUGCUCGAUUCGUAUCAAACCAUGCUGAGCCAGCGGACGAUCUGCGAGGGCAAGUGCGCCAUGGGCAGACAGUGCCCGACAGGUGUAUGUAGGACCGGCUCCAAGAGGCAGCCCCGCCCCCGCAGACCGUCCACUGCGUCUGGCGCGGGAGACUCCUCGGGUUUAAAGCGUUCGCCCUCAACACUUUCCACAGCUUCCACUGCUUCUGGCUACCGGCCGCGGUCUUCUCCCGCUGGCCUUUAUAGCUACACUGGCGUGCCCUCCCGGCCGAGCCGCUCGGUGUCGGGUCUGAGCAUGACGCGCGUGACGGACCCGGUGGGCGGCGGCACGGCGGUGGCGGUGGGCGGGUCGGCGUACUCGCGCCGCGCCGCGUCCGCGCCCGCCACGCCCGCGCUGUCGCCCGCCGCCUCGCCGCCCGGCUCGCCGCACCGCGCGCCGCACAGGGGUGGAUGUUCUUGGACGAUACCGACCGUGCAAUGGGAUCCAAAAUCUUUGUAGCGAUCAUCACUUCAUAUCGUCACUCCUUCAUCCAUCCCGAGCAUUACAGAGGUGUUCGUAGCACCGCUCCGCACGCACGACUCAUCCGGCCAUUACUUAGCUUGUACUUUCUUGUCAUAAUUAUCUUUAUGCCAUUCUUGGAAAGCGAUGAUAGGCCGUUUUCUGAAUUGAGAAUUGAUUUGAUUAAGGUUAAAGCUUAUGCCUCAUAUAAAAAAAUAUUUUAGCAGCGUUUAAACAUGAUUUGACCAACUUUGAUACGCUCUUUACGUCAAAUAGAUACUCAAUUCAAAACCGGCCGGUGUUUUCCUAGUUUGUAAAUAAAUUGUAAAGCGAUGAAUAUUACUUGAUGAAUAGUAAUCUUCUCAAUUGAUGCACAAUUCUUAUUCGUAGGUAUGUAUGAAGAAGAAUUGAUCGAUGGCUGACUAGGUUAUUUAAAAAUGAAUGGAGCAACAUGGACAAUGUUUAAAAUGUAUGGUAUCCAAAAGAUACAUUGUUAUAUUCACUUCUAAAAAAGUGAAAUUCGUAACUUUAUGCAACAUAAAAACAUAUUGACUAUUUGAAAGAUGAAAUCUCACGUCUUCUAUAAAACCUAGUAGGCAUUGAAUUCGGGUGGUUCUAUUUUUCACAAACAUGAACUAUUUUCAGCGUAAGAGAUCCCGCGUU
Messenger RNA from Colias croceus (clouded yellow), 2085 nucleotides. RefSeq names its product dual specificity protein phosphatase 22. Gene Ontology annotation, biological process: protein dephosphorylation. The record is from RefSeq and is a predicted model, not a curated record. The coding region runs from base 418 to 1422 and encodes 334 amino acids. Gene Ontology annotation, molecular function: protein tyrosine/serine/threonine phosphatase activity. NCBI's taxonomy places the organism in Eukaryota, Metazoa, Arthropoda, Insecta, Lepidoptera, Pieridae. Gene Ontology annotation, cellular component: cytosol. The transcript is spliced from 9 exons.